Molecule: messenger RNA, 1260 nt
Organism: Heterobilharzia americana
Lineage: Eukaryota; Metazoa; Platyhelminthes; Trematoda; Strigeidida; Schistosomatidae
Source: the annotation of a GenBank genome assembly
ACCUUGUGUAGCGUUGUGUGCUUAAUUUACCUAAAGGAUGGGUAAAAUCACUAAAUUGGUGGUCUUUGGACCAAUUGGGUCUGGCAAAACUUCUCUCAUUGAACACUGCAUAUACGGAAAUUAUUUUGAUAGGCGACCGGAGGACUUUAUUUCCACUAAUGAAGACACAUACAAUGCUGUUGUUGAAACAGAUCGUGGCUCAAAAGAAAAGGUUCGAAUUUAUGAUCUUGGGGGAACGACUAAAUUAGAGCGUCAUUUUGUAAGCUGUGCUGAUGCAUUUAUUUUGGUUUAUGAUGUAAGCGAUGCGAAAUCUUUUACUGCAGUUCAAAAUUUAAAGCAAGACAUCGACAAAUACCGAGAAAAACGUGAUCUAUGCAUCGUAUUGUGUUGUCAUAAAGUUGAUAAACUUAGGGAUAUAACUCUAGAUUCUACAGAAGUUUCUCGAUGGACCCAAUCUGAGAAAGGUGAAUAAAAUUAUUUCCCCCAUCAUAUUUCAUUUAAUUUUAUUGAAUAGAUAAAACUAUAUCGUUUGUAUAACAUGAAUGGAAAACACUUAUGGGACAUCAAUGCAUGCAAUGUCUAAAACGUUAAGACCAUAUGUUGAUAAGUUGUUGCGAAAUUGGCAGCUACGCAGUCAAUCAGAUUUACAGGGACAAAUAAAAAAAAGAGGCAGUGGAACUGUCAUAUAUGCCUUUGAAAAACAAACCGAGUAUAAGUGGCAUUAGGUUGGUUUUGUUCAUUUCUAUUCUUUUACUUCCUCAUCUUUAUCCUCUUCGAGGACCUACAAACAUUCGAAAGUAUUCACAAAACCUGGAAUCACAUUUCACUCACUAAUUGGUUCAUAUGUCAAUUUCAGGAUAAGCAGCCACUACAUGGAUCGUCACCUAAAUAUCUGUUCUCAUUCUAGAAUCAUCACUUGGCUGAGUUGUAGAGACGAAAAAUAUUUACUUGUCCCAUGUCAGUAUUAUCUACAGAAGUUUUAUGACAACUCCGUGCUAUAGUCUCUACUGUUUCCGGAGUGAUGGGUACUUUUGAAACAACUGUCCACGAUCGUCAAUCACUGAUCAAUUUAUUCGCAUGGACUGUUUCCCGUGUUAACCAGUCACAAGGUAAAUCAGGAUUUUCUUUUGGAAAGAAAGAUGCUCGAUAGGGAGAAAAAUGUGGAGAACUUGUAGUUACAUGCCUAUUAUCUGUCAUCAUUACCAUUAAAUGGAUCUAUGAUGUGUGUGUGUGUGUGUGUGUGUGUGUGUGUGUGUGUGU